AUGAUGCUAGAACUCCAGGAAAGGGUAACUGAGCUGGAAAACUGGAAUGAUGGCAAAGGCCUUAUCAUCUAUGGUGCAGGAAACACCUUUUGCUCAGGAUCUGAUCUGAAUGCUGUCAAGGCAAUAUCCAACUCCCAG
Molecule: messenger RNA, 138 nt
Organism: Chaetura pelagica (chimney swift)
Lineage: Eukaryota; Metazoa; Chordata; Aves; Apodiformes; Apodidae
Product: ethylmalonyl-CoA decarboxylase-like
Exons: 1
Source: RefSeq, a predicted model, not a curated record